CCGGCUCCUGGAGCGUCCGCGUGAGUUUGAGCAAGUGCUUCAGAGCCCUCUCCUGUAGGGAGCUGGCGAAGUCAGGGGAGUUGUCCUGGGAAUCGGGGUGCCUCGACAGACCCGCGGGGCCCCGCAGAGAGUGAUUUGGCUUGGAAUUAAAUGAAGUAGCCCUUGACCUCAAAGAAUUCUACUCUCUUUCACAAACAACAACAACACCGAAGAUUGUAUCUGUGAUUAUUGGAGAAGCCUACUGUAAACACUGUAAAUUUUUCUUGCAUAAGCCAGAGUCCUGCAGUUAUCCUGACAUCAGUUCCAGACUGUUGACCCCUGGACAACAGCUCAACUAUAUGAAAUCAUGGCCGGUUAUAAACCUGUAGCGAUUCAGACAUAUCCUGUACUUGGUGAAAAAAUCACCCAAGACACUCUGUACUGGAGCAAUUAUAGGACUCCUGUUCAGAUUAAGGAAUUUGGUGCAGUGUCCAAAGUACACUUUUCUCCUCAGCCUCCAUAUAACUACGCAGUCACAGCUUCUACGAGAAUCCACAUUUAUGGCCGGUACUCUCAAGAACCCAUAAAAACCUUUUCCCGCUUUAAGGACACAGCAUACUGUGCGACUUUUCGACAGGAUGGUCAGUUGCUCGUGGCUGGCAGUGAAGAUGGUGUUGUUCAGCUUUUUGAUAUCAGUGGGAGGGCUCCCCUCAGGCAGUUUGAAGGCCAUACAAAAGCAGUUCAUACGGUAGAUUUUACAGCUGACAAAUAUCAUGUGGUCUCUGGAGCUGAUGAUUAUACAGUUAAAUUAUGGGAUAUUCCAAACUCCAAAGAAAUUCUGACAUUCAAAGAGCAUUCUGAUUAUGUGAGGUGUGGCUGUGCUAGCAAACUGAACCCAGACCUUUUUGUAACAGGGUCAUAUGACCACACUGUGAAGAUGUUUGAUGCCCGGACAAAUAAAAAUGUUCUCUGUGUCGAGCAUGGGCAGCCAGUGGAGAGUGUCCUGCUUUUCCCCUCUGGAGGUCUUCUGGUGUCUUCAGGCGGUCGUUACGUCAAAGUCUGGGACAUGUUAAAAGGAGGACAGUUGCUCGUGUCCUUGAAGAAUCAUCAUAAGACUGUGACAUGCUUGUGUCUGAGCAGCUCUGGACAGAGGUUGCUCUCCGGCUCACUGGACAGGAAAGUCAAGGUCUACAGCACAACUUCCUACAAGGUCGUCCACAGCUUUGACUACACAGCUUCCAUCUUGAGUCUGGCACUUUCUCAUGAAGAUGAGACGAUAGUUGUGGGGAUGGCCAAUGGAAUACUGAGCGUUAAACACCGGAAGUCAGAGUCAAAGAAGGAGUCUCUCCCGAGAAGGAGGCCUGCUUAUCGAACCUUUAUUAAAGGAAAGAUUUACAUGAAGCAACAGGAUGACAUCAUGAUCAACAGACCAGCAAAGAAGCACCUAGAAUGGUAUGACAGGGACCUGAAAAGUUUCCGAAUAUCAAAGGCACUUGACAGAGUCCUUGAGCCUAAUUGUGUAAUAAAGACGCCCGAGGUUACAGUUUCCAUCAUAAAGGAAUUGAAUCGGAGAGGAGUCCUUGCCAAUGCUCUUGCAGGUCGGGAUGAGAAGGAGAUUACCCGGGUUCUGAACUUUUUGAUAAGGAAUCUGUCUCAGCCGAGAUUUGCCCCUGUUUUGAUUCGCGCUGCUGAGAUAAUCAUUGAUAUAUAUCUGCCUGUGAUUGGCCAGUCACCCAUAGUUGAUAAAAAGUUCAUAGUACUUCAAGGACUCGUAGAAAAAGAAAUCGAUUACCAAAGAGAACUCCUGGAAACCUUGGGGAUGAUGGACAUGCUGUUUGCCACCAUGACGAGGAACGACAGCGCCCCUGUGGCAGAGCACGUGCCUGCUGAACUCCCAGAGGAGAAGACAACAGAGUCACCCUGUCAGCACGCUGACGCGGACAAGAGCUCCUAACUGGGAGUUGUUUGACUCUUAAUCGCUAAGAAGACGGCAUCUUCAAGACAUUCAAAGAGAUAAUUUACAGUUUUAUGGAAGAGACUGGAUUAAUUAUAAUUGGGAAAUAAGUACCUGUUUGAAGACAUGGUUUUCCAUGUAUUAAUUUGAUUGAUUUUGUGGCGUCUUCUGCUGGAAGAUCUUAGGUGUUUCGGUCACAGUGUCUGUCGACCCUGGAUGAGUUGAUACUGAUUUUAAUGGAAUCAAACCUUGGUUGCUGUGGGGCCUCGUGGGGCAGAGUCCUUCCAAGGGAACAGUAUCUUGGUUUUUGUUUUUGUUUCUACUUCUAGCCUGGGAAAUAUCAAGAACAAACAGCAACAGCAGAACCUCUUUCUCUGUAUGCAGUGCCCCUGAGAACUUUGGUCCCUUUUGCUGUAAUCUUUGAAGUCCUGAGUCACACAUUCUCCCCAGCUGCUGUGGGACUGUCUUCCAAGUGUGGCGGAUCAGAGACUUUUCUCCUGGAAGCAUAGUUGGUGUGUUGUAGUCCUUGCUCACCUAUGGAGUGUGCCCUUCACGGUGUUGUCUUUAGUCCGCUUAUCAGGACAAAGUCCAGAGCAAUCUGACUGAACCAGUCCCUCCUAAUGUGCUGCCUUCCCUCCAGCUUCACCUGCCUCAGACUGUGAGAAGGCUGUCCUGCCCUCACGGGAACGGCCCGUCAGCCUGUGCAUAUGUUCCGAGUGGGUCUGUGUGUGUGGCCCUCCAGAACAGUUCUCUUUCCUGUACCUGCUCUUAUUUUUCUCUGUUCUUUAUGUUGUGGGUCUGAGCCUUAAAUAGGAGCAGUUUGCUUUGAAAAAUUGUGGUUUUGAAGUUCAUUGUAAACCUUAUUUUUUUAUAAAAAGAUUCUUUUCUUCUUCUUGACUUUCUGAGGUGUGUCAAUUCCGGAUGGCCAGUCAGUGACUUGUGACCAGCAUACUGGUUCACAGCCAUUACUUCCCCCCCCCCCCCUUCUUCAGCUACCCUACUUAGGUUAGUAUGUGUUUGGUGACGGCAUCCUGAGCUGAAGGAGCACUUGGGGAAAGAUCUUGUGAUGAGUGCUCAUAAUCUCAGUUUUAUAAACUUAGAUUCCUUAAGGCGGAAGUGGGGAUAUGCCUGGAAUGUUCUGGUGUUUAUGUUCAACUGUAGGGUGUAUAGGUUCCCUUUGGUGCGCUGAAUCAGUUCUACAGUGUGGUGUCUUGUGUGAACCUGGAGUUUGCCUUUUUGAGUAGUUACAUUUGUCACAAAUGAGAGCUUGUGCUUUAAGGUCGAAAGGGUUGACUUAAGCACAACCAUUUAAGUAAGUCUUCCUAAGUGUGCAAGGUUUGCACUACAGUUAGGAUUCUACCUGGAGCUGCUGUCCCUGUGCAGCUCUGGAGGAUUUCCUGGCUAUUGCUUCAUUUGUUCUCGUCACAACCGUCUAAGUGUCAGAUCAUUCUCUUUUAACAGUGAAUUAGUUCAAGUCACUCAGUUCCCCAAGCUUGAGUUCCUUAUCAUCCCUACUCUGGGCUCGCCCACUGGGGACUCGAUCCCUUUGAGACUGCUGCAACUCUUGUGUAAUGUCUAUAGUGAUCACAAACCCUUACGACUAGGAAACAUUCCCACAAUCCUCAGUGCAGUUAUGUUCAGGAGGUUUUGUUUGUUUUGUUUUUUUGAGACAGGCUUUCUCUGGUUAUCCCUGGCUGUCCUGGAACUCACUCUGUCACCAGGCUGGCCUUAAACUCACAGAGAUCCAUACCUCUGCCUCCCAAAUGUUGGGAUUAAAGAUGUGUGCUACCACACCCAAUUUAGGGGUUGUUUUUAUAUUCAUUAAAACUAUUACUUGCUAUAUGAAGUGUUUUAACAUAAUUGACAUAUUUCAAUAUGUAAUGUUGGCCUUAGGAGUCAAAUGCCUAAUGAAUUCUUAGACUUGUGCUGCUUAGUUGGGAAGUUUUUGAUGGUUUACCAUGGAUGCAAAAAUAAUGAAAUAUUGUUGAGAAUUCAUUUAUGUUUAAUUUAUUAUUUAACUCAGACUUAAACAUAUGAGAAGGUUUGUUUGUUUUGAGUCAGAUUUCUCAAAUGCCUGUGCUGUUAAAUUUUUAAGGAAUCAGUGUCAAAUGGGAUGGUGAGAAACUCCACUGACUGAAGUGAAAUGAAUUCUGCCAACCAUUAAAGACUCCCUCGAAUGAGGUUAUUAAAAUGGAGUAGUUUUCUCGGUGGGAUACUUCUAAGUUAAACAUUUAAAAAAAGUUUGAAUAUGCCUAACGUUAAUAAAUGACCGUUGAAUAGUGUUAUCUUUGAACAAAGUACCCCUGAGAAACUGAACCCCAUUUGCUGGCAGAUAUUGUUAUCUAUUCCUAUGCCAUCUAUUCCUGUAGCCAUGGUGCCUGGGCCAGGGCUGGUAUAUCCGACUCAGGCUGUGUCUACAAAUUCAGAUUUACCAUGAAAUUGUUCUUCUAGGUCAGAACAAUUUGGUUCUCAACCUGUGGGUCUCACACCCUUUGGCAAACUUCUGUCUCAAAAAAUUUUCACAUUAAGAUUCAGAACAGUAGCAAAAUUACAGUUACAGAUAGUAAUGAAAUCAUUUUCUGAUUGGAGUCACCAUGAGGAACUGUAUCAAAGGGCUGCAGCAUUAGGAAUGUUGAGAACCACUGCUCUAGGGAGAUGUGGGAGGCUGGGAAUGCUGUGUUGGGGUCUUCAGUAGAGAAAGCCCUUUCCAGAAUGCAUCUUACAUGCAGAGAAAAUAAAGUCAGUGACUGUCCCGCCUCACCAGAUAGAAGUGCUUACUUCCUGCCGGCUUUCUCUCCCCUUUAUCUUGUCUGUACUUCUUCCUUCUCCAUGAAGUUCCUUUGGAACUCUCAAUAAAUUUUAUUUUUCUUACUGCC
This is a messenger RNA of Arvicola amphibius (Eurasian water vole), 4809 nucleotides long. RefSeq names its product UTP15 small subunit processome component (gene Utp15). Lineage: Eukaryota; Metazoa; Chordata; Mammalia; Rodentia; Cricetidae. The record is from RefSeq and is a predicted model, not a curated record. Gene Ontology annotation, cellular component: nucleolus. Gene Ontology annotation, biological process: rRNA processing; positive regulation of transcription by RNA polymerase I. The transcript has 14 exons. Gene Ontology annotation, molecular function: protein binding. Bases 347 to 1933 code for a protein of 528 amino acids.